Drosophila melanogaster (fruit fly) is the source of this 5167-nucleotide messenger RNA. It is a transcript of the gene Ptp61F, whose product is annotated as protein tyrosine phosphatase 61F. Lineage: Eukaryota; Metazoa; Arthropoda; Insecta; Diptera; Drosophilidae. Gene Ontology annotation, biological process: neuron development; anatomical structure morphogenesis. Bases 2263 to 3558 code for a protein of 431 amino acids. The transcript is spliced from 8 exons. The record is from RefSeq and is marked reviewed. Gene Ontology annotation, molecular function: protein tyrosine/serine/threonine phosphatase activity; hydrolase activity; protein tyrosine phosphatase activity. Gene Ontology annotation, cellular component: membrane; endomembrane system; cytoplasm.
UGCUGAUCGCAGAACUUACGGUUUCAAGUGGACGCGUCGGUUUCGUUUUUCUUUCCGCGAAAAUCCCAUUAAAUUGGCUUAAAAAGUGAGCUGGAGUGAGUUUAAACCGAUUCGCGUGCUGGGUGAUAAGGAUUGGCCAUCCGUCCUUAUCAUUUCCUUGAGUUAUGACACAAUCCGCGCGCAAAAAACUACAAUUUCGUUUGGCGCAGCACGCGCACCUGGCAAUCCUUCGUUUCGUUUGUUAACUUUGGCUUUUUCUGGCGUUUCUCGUUGCGUGUUUUUGGCCAGGACAUUGGGAGAAACUCGGGACAGCCACUCGGAGGAGCAGUCAACAAAUCCCAAUCCCGGCGGACACGGAAUUUAUGUUUGUUUGAGCACAUUUCGCCGUCAAGUCAUUCGUCAGGGCUGUCGCAUAUUUCGCGCGGGCGCGGGGGUGUCGCCGGGAAGAAGCAGAAAAUGAUGGAAAAAUGCGGCAUGGCAAAUGCAAAGCGAAAUGUGACAGGAACGCAACUGAGUCCUCUUAGCGAUCCUUUUGGACAGGAGCUGCUUCUAUUGACGCUGAUUAAUGCGGCAUUGGUGUUAUUUCGAGGCGGUUUGGGAAAAAAAUGUACAAACCUGCUCAAAGAAAGAAAAACUGGAUAAAACUGGAAUGAAGCCCGUUUGGAGUAGUCUUUAGUGUAUAAAUCAUAUCAAUCGAAGCCUUCCUCCGCUCGGAAUUCAACAUGACCAGGACGGCAAUCCUCAGUUUGUGAUACGAACGGGGCUGGGCGCACAAGAAGCAGAAGAAGGGCGGAGAUCAUUACAUUGACAUAUUCAUGCGGAAUCGGAAUCGGGGAAUUCCAGGGAAGGCACAAACAAUGGAGCACGCGACCAUGUGCGGAGCGGAUGAGGAUGAGGAGCAGAGCGUCCCACGCGACUGCCGUGAAUCAACCUGCAGCCUGCAACUGGCAACUUGCAGUUGGCGCAACCUGCGAUAUGCCAUUCGUCUGGCGAAGAAACCUCACACAUCUCGCAUCUCACAUCGUCCAGUUGUCGUCGCUUUAUCCGCAACAUGGACAUGGGGACCGGAAUCGUCGGAAUGCUUAUCAAGGGGCGCACUUGUAGCUGUCAUAAGGCCAACUGAAAUAUUGGCAGCCCAAACAGAGACCGAAACGGCACCAGAGGAGCAACCUCUUGCCUGGGCCCCACUGAACUCCUUUCAAUGAACUAACUGAAUGUGCACUGGACAAAAAGUCCACUUGAGGUGGAAAGAAAGGGGAAGAGGCACCUGAACUGCCCCAGGACUUGUCCUCCAUCCAUUUAUCUCACUAGACGCCGGCGACGGCAACUGCAACGGGCAAAUAUGGAAAUUUGUUGGGCUGGCCGCCUUUUUUUUUUGUCAGACGACGCCGCCGCCGCCUGUCCCCCACAGAACUGGCCACUUAAACCGCUUCAUUAAACACUCCAUGAACUCCCUUUCGUGGGCCAAGUGUCCUUAUGUCCGGGCGGUGUAAUUAAUUUCUGCCACAGUUGGGUAUUUGAAAAAGCUUAGAAAUGCGGCCGAAUGGACUGGGGAUGGGAGCGUUUUCCGUGCCACAGGAGCAAUUAUAAAACGGAGUCGAGUGGCGGGAAUAAUAGUAACACAAGGGGCCAGAGAAAGAAAAGAAUUGCAGCUUUAUAAAGGUUUGCGGCUAAGAAUGCAAAGUAAGAAACUCCAUAAAUAGCAAUGAUAAUACGAGAAAAAAAUAUUAUGAAAGGAGCUGCUGUAGAGAUAAGCCUCACGAAUGCAUAUAAAUAUAAAUUCGCAACCUGAUUCUACUGUACGUAGAAAAAAUGUGUAGUUAACUCCAGUGAAUGUGGCACAAACAAGUGUUAAUCAAAGUUAUCGGCUUUUCUCGAUCAAUAUGUUCGUGACGCAGAGCCAAUAUUAAUUAAGCUAACGACUGAAGGAUUUACAAAGGCCAUCUUGGACACCUUGCAAACAACGAAAAACCCGGACACAAAUCAAACAAAACUGGCCUCAAAUCAAAAUGCGGGGAAAUUUGUGAGACCUGCGACCGGGAGGCGAAGGAGAAGCAGUUCAGCACCUCGGAAUCGGAACGCCACACGAACCGCGGCCUGAAUCGCUAUCGGGAUGUGAAUCCGUACGAUCAUUCCCGCAUUGUUUUGAAGCGCGGCAGCGUAGACUACAUCAAUGCGAACCUGGUUCAGCUGGAGCGCGCCGAGCGCCAGUACAUCCUGACCCAAGGACCGCUGGUGGACACAGUGGGCCACUUCUGGCUGAUGGUAUGGGAGCAGAAGUCCAGAGCAGUUCUCAUGCUCAACAAGCUGAUGGAGAAGAAACAGAUCAAGUGCCACCUCUACUGGCCCAACGAGAUGGGAGCCGACAAGGCCCUGAAACUGCCCCACGUCAAACUCACCGUGGAGCUCGUCCGUCUCGAGACCUACCAGAACUUUGUGCGGCGAUGGUUCAAAUUAACCGAUCUCGAAACGCAGCAGAGUCGUGAAGUGAUGCAGUUCCACUACACCACAUGGCCGGACUUUGGCAUUCCCAGCUCGCCGAACGCAUUCCUUAAGUUCUUGCAGCAGGUUCGCGACUCCGGCUGCCUCAGCCGCGACGUGGGUCCAGCCGUAGUGCACUGCAGUGCCGGAAUCGGGCGGUCGGGCACCUUCUGCCUGGUGGACUGUUGCCUGGUACUUAUCGACAAGUACGGAGAGUGCAAUGUGUCCAAGGUGCUCUGCGAGCUGCGCAGCUACCGCAUGGGCCUCAUACAGACCGCCGACCAGCUGGACUUCUCCUACCAGGCGAUCAUCGAGGGCAUUAAAAAGCUGCACGAUCCCACCUUUCUUGACGCUGAAGAACCCCUCAUUAGCAACGACACAGAGACUCACACACUGGAUGAGCUGCCGCCGCCAUUGCCCCCACGCGUCCAAUCGCUUAAUCUGCCACUGGCCCCCAAUUCCGGCGGUAUACUUUCGCUCAAUAUGCGCGCGGCCCAGGCUAAUGGAGCUGAAAGUAUCGGCAAAGAGCUGAGCAAGGACGCCCUGAACAACUUCAUUAAUCAGCACGACAUGAUCCACGAUGCCGAGGUGGCCGACAGUCGUCCCUUGCCGCCAUUACCCGUAAGGGCUUUCAACGAUUCGGACAGCGAUGAGGAUUACUUGCUGGAUGACGAUGACGAGGACGACACCGAUGAGGAUGAGGAGUACGAGACCAUUAACGAGCACGAUGCCGAUCCAGUUAAUGGACACGUGCCCGCGACAACACAGCCACAUGCCGACGAUGUUAAUGCCAACAACGAGAAGCCAGCGGUGCCAGUCGACGAGCAGCACAAGGCGAACGGCAUCGAUCCAAUUCCAGGCCAGCUCCCAGCCAGUCCCGAGAACGAGCUGAAGCGGCGAAAACGCAACGAAUACCAGGCCAGCCUGGAGCAGAAGGUCAACGACAUGAAGCGGAAGCAGCGGGAGAACGAGGACAAACAGCUGGCGGCAAAGAAACGAAGGUCAUUACUCACAUAUAUUGCCGCUGGUGUUGUGGUGGGCGUGAUCUGCGCCUACGCAUACACGAAGCUAGGUUAAGUGCCCCGUAGCCACUAAGUAGUCGUAGAUCAGUAGUAGCAAUAGCUGUAUGACGUAUUUAGUUGCCGUAGGAGACCGAUUCCUCCCCUGAUACCCGAUUUCCGACUUCCGAUCCCCACCUGCUCGUCCGCCUGACCCGGCAUCUAAUGCGGGCAACGAAUCAAGGACGACGUGCAACGGAUCGGAAAGGAUCAGAGAUCGGACGGAAUCGCAUCGCAACGCCAUGCAAUCGCACACGAAUUGCGGAUGGCGGAUUGAUUGAGCUGAACGAACGAUACAAGAUGCAUAAAUAUUAGGGAAUUUUUUAUAUACGAAAUACAAGAAGGAAAACAAAAGAAACAAAUGAAAGAAAAGAAGCAACUAAACUAAACUAACGAAAAUCGGGUAGAAAUCACGUCAAAUGUAGAUUUUGCGCAAUAGACUGACAUUUUAGAUCAAAUUUAUUUUCUACACUCUAAAAAUGGAUUGAUAACCGACCAGAUGCCCCAAACGAGCCAUACCAAAUGCAAAGCUCACCCUACUUGCUCGCUAUGCUUAAAAUAUUAAGAAUAUCAUAACUACCAAUGUUUCAAGCACCCGACAACCACCCACUACACGCUUCACUUGUUGUUGUACAGCAAUUUCUUAUAGCAUACGACCUAUGUAUAUUUAUUUAUGAAGAUUAUGAGAAACCACCACUUGUUGUAGUACAUGGCAAAAUAUAAAGUGCAGCAAUGUGCCAAAAAGAACCGAAUCGGAGAAUUGUACGAAGUGUCCUAAACGACUCUUAAUUUUACUUUGCCUCCCGCCUACCACUACCACUAACUUUGAAUUGUUGUGUUUAAAAUUAAAGACCCUGUCCCCCCUUAAACGAGCACUUUAUUAAUGAAUCGAAAUUCAGCGCCAUUAAAGCAAUAACUUACGGUUAAACAAAACAGCUCGAUGUACACCUAUAUCUCGUUUAACGCUUUUAAGGAGUGUUAUAAUCAAAAUUGUUCAUUUCGCACACUCGCCCCCGAUCGAUCUGAAAUCAAAAUAAAGUGAUUCUUUUUUCAAAUUGUGACCGUGGACUAGUUGCACGUGGCUAGUUGCAAAUCAAAUUAAACUAAAAUCGGUUUACUAAGUCGCUAAGCGAAGUAUAGGUGUAUGAUUUAAUUAUAAUCCAGGUUUUGCCAUAGCGAAACCAUUUUGUAUUAGAACGAGAGAACGAAGAAGGCGAAAGACUAUUCAAUGGUUUUUCCAGUAGAGUAAGUGUGCAGUCCCAAUCCCAAGAAACAUAUUUAUAUAAACGUGUAGCGUGAGAGGACGCAAAUAUUUUUUAUAUGUGUAACCCACACUUUAACAAAAUUCAAGUAACCACCCCCGAAAGCGAGGCACUAUGAAUCCAUAUGAAAUCGGAUGGGCCCAGGAGGAUAACAAAUAAAGGAAAUACAUAUUUAUAUUAAGUAUAUUUAACAGAAACAACAUGAACAAUACCUAGUAAUGCCUAGUUAACUAAACGUCGGCUAAGUACACCAACCGUACACUGAAACAAAUCCAACACAACACAGUACUAUACAAUAUUAUGCCUAUGAGAGAAAGAGAAAGGAGGAGCAGAGAAAGUAUUCAAAUAAAGCUAUACGUUUAAGAC